UCACAAGUGUUCCAAAUACAACAAUUCUUAUUAAUUUUCUCUUAAUAUCUCAUUCAUAACGGUAUCCUAUUUUGAUCGCUAUGAAUCCAUUAUUUGUCUUCUCUUCUAUUUUGAUUGUUGUUUGUACAACAUCAGUUCGUUCUAAAUCACCAGUUUCGCCAUUUACAGCAGCGUCAGGAAAAUAUGUGUCGUCGUACGAUCAUCUUGAUGUUGGUCACCUACUGAAAAAUGACAAAUUAGUGACGGCAUACAUUAAAUGUUUCAUGGACGAAGGACCAUGCACCAAAGAAGGCAAACAAGUCAAAAAUACACUUUUACCUGAUAUUAUAUCCACAGUAUGCAGCAAAUGCUCGCAAAAACAAAGGAAUAUGGCUAGACAAGUUUUGACAAAUAUCUACCAAAAGAGGCGAUCAGACUUUGAAAGAAUAAUGGAAAAGUAUGAUGCUGACGACAAAUACGAUGAAAUUAUUACUUUUAUGAAUGAAUCUGAGCCCGAAACUGAAUCACGGCAUUAUCAUUACGUCGCUAUGGUCUGCAAGACGUUUGUUUUGUUGUCUUGCGUUAUUUACGCUUGUGUAGCUGCUCCAGGCGAUUCAGCUAAUCCCGACGAUGACAUUAAAGAUCUUGGUACAUACAUGAAACGAUUCGACAAAAUUAAUGUAGAACAAAUCUUAAAUAACGAUCGAGUGUUGAGCAGUCAUCUUAAAUGUUUCCUCAAUGAAGGACCAUGUGUGCAACAAUCAAGAGAUCUAAAAAGAGUGAUUCCAGUGAUUGCAGAAAAUGCCUGUGAUGGUUGCACUCAUAGACAAAAGGCCGUUAUCAAAAAGUCACUAAAUACUUUAAAAAAUAAAAAACCAAAUGAAUGGUCACGACUUGUCAAAAUUUAUGACGCAUCAGGCGAAAAAUUAAAUAAAUUUUUGGAAUCCUAAGUAAAAAUUCAUUAUACAAAUCCUUCAACUGAUCUAUACUAUGUAACUAUUAAUAAUGUCAAUGUUAUAUUAUUAAUUUAUAGUCAUUUAAACCAUCAUUUAUUUAUAUAAUUUUGUUAAAUUAUUUUUCAUGAAAAUGUUUUUAUCAAAUAAAAAAACUAUCCUUAACA
Molecule: messenger RNA, 1099 nt
Organism: Daktulosphaira vitifoliae (grape phylloxera)
Lineage: Eukaryota; Metazoa; Arthropoda; Insecta; Hemiptera; Phylloxeridae
Exons: 4
Coding region: 81-929 (282 amino acids)
Source: RefSeq, a predicted model, not a curated record